Molecule: messenger RNA, 5036 nt
Organism: Erinaceus europaeus (western European hedgehog)
Lineage: Eukaryota; Metazoa; Chordata; Mammalia; Eulipotyphla; Erinaceidae
Gene: MAPK8IP3
Product: mitogen-activated protein kinase 8 interacting protein 3
Exons: 32
Coding region: 70-4068 (1332 amino acids)
Biological process (GO): vesicle-mediated transport
Cellular component (GO): cytoplasm
Molecular function (GO): signaling receptor complex adaptor activity; JUN kinase binding; kinesin binding
Source: RefSeq, a predicted model, not a curated record
CGGGACUUCCGGCGCUGAGUGACAGCGGCCCUGCAGCUGUGGUGCGGACGGGCGCGGCGGCCCGGCGCGAUGAUGGAGAUCCAGAUGGACGAGAGCGGCGUGGCCGUGUACCAGGAUGACUACGGCCCCGGCUCGGUGAUGUCGGAGCGCGUGUCGGGCCUGGCCGGUUCCAUUUACCGCGAGUUUGAGCGGCUGAUCCGCUGCUACGAUGAGGAGGUGGUCAAGGAGCUGAUGCCGCUGGUGGUGACGGUGCUGGAGAACCUGGACGCCGUGCUGGGCGAGAACCAGGAGCACGAGGUGGAGCUGGAGCUGCUGCGCGAGGACAACGAGCAGCUGCUCACCCAGUACGAGCGCGAGAAGGCGCUGCGCAAGCAGGCGGAGGAGAAGUUCAUCGAGUUUGAAGAUGCCUUGGAGCAGGAGAAGAAGGAGCUGCAGGUGCAGGUGGAGCACUACGAGCUGCAGACGCGCCAGCUGGAGCUCAAGGCCAAGAACUACGCUGACCAGAUCUCCAGGCUGGAAGAGCGGGAGGCGGAGAUGAAGAAGGAAUACAACGCCCUGCACCAGCGCCACACCGAGAUGAUCCAGACCUACGUGGAACACAUUGAGCGCUCCAAGAUGCAGCAAGUCGGGGGCAACAGCCAGACAGAGAGCAGCCUGCCGGGGCGGAGCAGGAAGGAGCGCCCCACCUCUCUGAACGUCUUCCCCCUGGCUGACGGCAUGGUACGUGCACAGAUGGGGGGCCAGCUCGUGCCUGCGGGGGACCACUGGCACCUGAGUGACCUCGGCCAGCUGCAGUUCAGCUCCAGCUACCAGGGCCCCAAUGACGAGAUGUCCGAGUCGGGUCAGUCCUCGGCGGCUGCCACCCCCAGCACCACAGGCACCAAGUCCAACACGCCCACGUCCUCCGUGCCCUCAGCGGCCGUCACACCCUUGAAUGAGUGCCUGCAGCCCCCGGGGGACUACGCCGGGGGCCCCAAGAAUGGCAGACGCGCCCGAGAGAAGCGCAACAGCCGCAACAUGGAGGUGCAGGUCACGCAGGAGAUGCGCAACGUCAGCAUCGGCAUGGGCAGCAGUGACGAGUGGUCCGAUGUCCAGGACAUCAUCGACUCCACCCCGGAGCUGGAUGUGGUCCGGGAGCCCCGGCUGGACCGCACAGGCAACAGCCCCACCCAGGGCAUCGUCAACAAGGCCUUUGGCAUCAACACUGACUCCUUGUACCACGAGCUGUCCACUGCGGGCUCCGAGGUCAUCGGGGACGUGGAUGAGGGUGCUGACCUUCUGGGGGAGUUCUCAGUGCGCGAUGACUUCUUUGGGAUGGGCAAGGAGGUGGGGAACCUGCUUCUGGAGAACUCGCAGCUGCUGGAGACCAAAAACGCUCUGAACGUGGUCAAGAACGACCUCAUAGCCAAGGUGGACCAGCUGUCAGGGGAGCAGGAGGUGCUGAAGGGGGACCUGGAGGCCGCCCGGCAGGCCAAACUCAGGCUGGAGAGCCGGAUUAAGGACUUGGAGGAGGAGCUGCGGCGAGUGAAGUCGGAGGCCAUCACAGCCCGCCGGGAGCCCAAGGAGGAGGUGGAGGACGUGAGCAGCUCCCUCUGCACAGAGCUGGACAAGAUCCCCAUGGCCCAGCGCCGCCGCUUCACGCGAGUGGAGAUGGCCCGCGUGCUCAUGGAGCGCAACCAGUACAAGGAGCGGCUGAUGGAGCUGCAGGAGGCCGUGCGCUGGACUGAGAUGAUCAGAGCCUCCCGGGAGCACCCAUCUGUGCAGGAGAAGAAGAAGUCCACCAUCUGGCAGUUCUUCAGCCGCCUGUUCAGCUCCUCCUCGAGCCCGCCCCCCGCCAAGCGCUCCUACCCCUCGGUGAACAUCCACUACAAGUCGCCCACCACGGCCGGCUUCAGCCAGCGCCGCAACCACGCCAUGUGCCAGAUCGCAGGCAGCCGGCCCCUGGAGUUCUUCCCAGACGACGACUGCACGUCCUCUGCGCGGCGGGAGCAGAAACGCGAGCAGUACCGGCAGGUGCGCGAACACGUGCGCAAUGACGACGGGCGGCUGCAGGCCUGUGGCUGGAGCCUGCCGGCCAAGUAUAAGCAGCUGAGCCCCAAUGGGGGCCAGGAGGACACAAGGAUGAAGAACGUGCCAGUCCCGGUGUACUGCCGCCCACUGGUGGAGAAGGACCCCACCAUGAAGCUGUGGUGUGCAGCGGGUGUGAACCUGAGUGGGUGGCGGCCCAUCGAAGAGGACCCAGCGGCCACCGUGAAGUCGGUGCCGGGCCGCGACCCUCUGACUUGCGACCGAGAAGCAGAAGGGGAGCCCAAGAGCAGCCAUACAUCCCCCGAGAAGAAGGUGAAGGAGCUGGUGGAGGCAGACGCCACGUGCAGCCGUGUGUGGGUCCUCACCAGCACCCUGACCACCAGCAAGGUGGUCAUCAUCGAUGCCAACCAGCCAGGCACCGUGGUGGACCAGUUCACCGUCUGCAAUGCCCAUGUCUUAUGCAUCUCCAGCAUCCCUGCGGCCAGCGACAGCGAUUACCCUCCCGGGGAGAUCUUCCUGGACAGCGACGUGAACCCCGAGGACUCAGGUGCCGAUGGCGUGCUGGCGGGCAUCACCCUGGUGGGCUGCGCCACCCGCUGCAACGUGCCCCGCAGUAACUGCUCCUCCCGAGGGGAUACGCCCGUGCUGGAUAAGAGCAGGGGGGAGGUGGCUGCAGUCGCCAACGGGAAAGUCAACCCAGCCCAGUCCACCGAGGAGGCCACGGAGGCCACUGAGGUGCCCGACUCUGGGUCAAGUGAGGCUGACACGGCAGCUGUGCGGCCUGGGCCCCUCACGGAGCACGUCUUCACCGACCCAACCCCUACACCGACGCCCAGCGCCCCGCCUGGCAGCGAGCCAGAGGUGGAGAUGAGCGGUGCGCCCCCCGAGCAGGAGCCCAGCGCAGAGCCGGCAGGGCCCUGCAGCAGCGCGGCACCCACCAUGUGGCUGGGAGCCCAGAAUGGCUGGCUCUAUGUGCACUCGGCCGUGGCCAACUGGAACAAGUGUCUGCACUCCAUCAAGCUGAAGGACUCUGUGCUGAGCCUGGUGCACGUCAAGGGGCGAGUGCUGGUGGCCCUGGCAGAUGGCACUCUGGCCAUCUUCCACCGAGGCGAGGAUGGCCAGUGGGACCUGAGCAAUUACCACCUGAUGGACCUGGGCCACCCACACCACUCCAUCCGCUGCAUGGCUGUGGUGUACGACCGCGUGUGGUGCGGUUACAAGAACAAGGUGCACGUCAUCCAGCCCAAGACCAUGCAGAUAGAGAAGUCGUUUGACGCGCACCCUCGGCGGGAGAGCCAGGUGCGGCAGCUGGCGUGGAUCGGCGACGGGGUAUGGGUGUCCAUCCGCCUGGACUCUACCCUGCGGCUCUACCACGCGCACACGCAUCAGCACCUGCAGGACGUGGACAUCGAGCCCUACGUCAGCAAGAUGCUGGGCACGGGCAAGCUGGGCUUCUCCUUCGUGCGCAUCACAGCCCUGCUCAUAGCGGGCAACCGCCUUUGGGUGGGCACUGGCAACGGCGUGGUCAUCUCCAUCCCACUGACGGAGACCGUGGUCCUGCACCGAGGCCAGCUCCUGGGGCUCAGAGCCAACAAGACCUCACCCACGUCUGGGGAGGGGGCCCGCCCAGGCGGCGUCAUCCACGUGUACGGCGACGACCCAAGCGACAAGUCGGCCAGCAGCUUCAUCCCCUACUGCUCCAUGGCCCAGGCCCAGCUCUGCUUCCACGGGCACCGAGAUGCCGUCAAGUUCUUCGUCUCAGUGCCAGGGAACGUGCUGGCCACGCUCAAUGGCAGUGUCCUGGACAGCCCCUCCGAGGGCCCGGGGCCAGCCGCCCCCGCCUCCGACCCCGAGAGCCAGAAGCUGAAGAGCGCGCUGGUGCUGAGCGGCGGCGAGGGCUACAUCGACUUCCGCAUAGGUGACGGCGAGGAUGACGAGGCGGAGGAGAGUGUGGGGGACAUCGGCCAGGUGAAGCCGGUGCUGUCCAAGGCUGAGCGCAGCCAUAUCAUCGUGUGGCAGGUGUCCUACGCCCCGGAGUGAGCCCCACCCGCACCGUGUACAUAGGCCCUCAUGCCCCUCUAACCUCUCAACUUCAGCUUUCACCUGAGGGCCUCCGCCUGCCGGCAGGGAGGGGAAAACAGGCUAGCGGUCGCUCUGGGGAGGGUGACUUAGUAGUGGCUCCUGGCCGGCGCCAGCCCCUGAAGGGGCUUCCCACCCCACUCAUCCAGGACCCCCACUCACAGGCAGGACAGACUUUACCCCAUCUUCCUUCCAGACCCCAUGUCUUUGCCUACUGCCCUGGGGGUGCCCCCAGUCCACUGCCCAGGGAACUGGCAUGAUAGCACGUACCCAUCUCCUCAGGGCAGCUGCUCAGAACAGGUGCCCACCCUGCUUGAGCCCCGUAACCGUCCUGUGUGUGGCGGGCUGCACUGCCUUCCCCUCACUGACUCAUACCCCUGGCUCUCUGGCCAGAAGGCCCACCCUCAGAACAGGAAGAGUCCUGUCCUCCCAGAAGCAGCUGGGUGGGCUAUCUCAGGCCUCAGGAAGAAGGGGAGGCCCCAACUCUCGGGGCAAGUCCUCAGGUGUCGGGGGGAGGUGGGCUGUGGGGCCUGCCUCCCAUCUGGAGGAGCCAGCUCCCAAGUGCCUCAGGCCGGCGGGGUGGCCUGCUCCCUUCGGGCUGAGGACAGGAGCCCGCCUGCUUUGAGGGGGCCGCCCUGGACAGCAAGCCCCCCUGCCCAGGCCUUAUCCUGCAGCUCGGGGCAUCCACCCCCUCCCACCAGACAAGCACAGAACUUGGGUAGCCACCCCCCAGCCCAGUCGACCACCGCUGCAGCCCCACCCUCGCCACUGUGAUGUCUGUCUCCUCUGUCCCCACUGGGUCGGGAAGUGACUGGGCCUAGCCAGGUGCGUGCAGCUGGGGGAGGGCUAGGUGAUGACCCUUCUGGCUUUGGCCCCGAAUGUGAACCCAUGUAUCUGCUGUGUAUGUAAUAAACGUCUUAGCCCGGGAA